Messenger RNA from Solanum dulcamara, 1233 nucleotides. RefSeq lists its product as uncharacterized. The record is from RefSeq and is a predicted model, not a curated record. Gene Ontology annotation, cellular component: intracellular anatomical structure. Gene Ontology annotation, molecular function: pyridoxal phosphate binding. The transcript has 7 exons. Bases 63 to 902 code for a protein of 279 amino acids. NCBI's taxonomy places the organism in Eukaryota, Viridiplantae, Streptophyta, Magnoliopsida, Solanales, Solanaceae.
ACUCGCAUGGUUAAAAUGUAUAUUUCGGUGACUUGUUUAUUUUGCCCCAAUAAAAAUUCGAAAUGAACAAUCUAAAAAAAUCAGUGGACGAGGAGACAACAAAAGGCGAGAAAGAAGAUUCAUCAAGUUCAGUGCAGGCGACGGAGCCGUCAGAUUCAGGAAUGGCUGCUGCUUCCGCCACGGACGGCGUAGCUGCGACGGCACUACGGUCGGUAAUUCAGCGGGUUGAACACGCGGCUGAACGCUGUGGCCGCAGAUCGGACCAAGUAAGGCUGGUGGCUGUAAGCAAAACGAAGCCGGUAUCUCUCCUCAAGCAAGUUUACGACGCCGGUCACCGUUGCUUCGGUGAAAAUUACGUCAAAGAGCUUGUCGAGAAAGCUCCUCAGCUUCCAGAUGAUAUAGCGUGGCAUUUCAUAGGGAAUUUGCAGAGCAAUAAAGUCAAACCACUUUUAACUGGGGUGCCAAAUCUUGCUAUGGUGGAGACUGUAGAUGAUGAAAAGAUUGCAAAUCAGCUUGACCGUGUGGCUGGGAACAUUGGAAGAAAGCCCUUGAAAGUUUUUAUCCAAGUUAAUACAAGUGGGGAAGAAACUAAAUCUGGUGUUGAACCAGAUGGGUGUGUGGAACUCGUGAAACAUGUUUCUUCAAAUUGCCCGAAUCUUGAAUUCUGUGGCCUGAUGACUAUUGGAAUGCCAGAUUAUACGUCGACUCCUGAGAACUUUAAGACUUUAGCAAGAUGUAGAAGUGAGGUUUGCGAGGCACUUGGACUAUCUGAAGAUCAAUGUGAGCUGUCAAUGGGCAUGUCAGGCGACUUUGAACUUGCUGUUGAGAUGGGCAGUACAAAUGUUCGAGUUGGAUCUACUAUAUUUGGUGCAAGGGAAUAUCCAGCGAAGCAGUUGAACUAGAUUGAUGAACCCAUGUUAGUGAGAGAGCCUGAGCCAAACUUGUACCUUAAAAUUUUGCAGCUUGAUGGCAGAAUCUGGAGCGUUUUGCCCAUUCCUGAUAUGAGCAGUUUCUUGUUUGUACAAUGCGACUAUGGAACUCAUUGGCUAUGUGGCCUAUAGCAUCCGUUUGUAUUUCUAUUUAUUAUUACUGCCGACUGCUGAGCAUAGUCUGGAGCUGCGAUCUAGAUGUUCUUAAUAAUGUCUUGGGAUUUGAUAUACUCUCUUCUAGAUGUACUAAUUGAUGAUAUAUCUGUAGAAUACUUUUCUCAUGAUCUAGUCGGCUGGUUUUGGA